Molecule: messenger RNA, 958 nt
Organism: Mesoplodon densirostris (Blainville's beaked whale)
Lineage: Eukaryota; Metazoa; Chordata; Mammalia; Artiodactyla; Ziphiidae
Gene: FKBP1B
Product: FKBP prolyl isomerase 1B
Exons: 4
Coding region: 274-513 (79 amino acids)
Biological process (GO): regulation of cardiac muscle contraction by regulation of the release of sequestered calcium ion
Cellular component (GO): sarcoplasmic reticulum membrane
Molecular function (GO): peptidyl-prolyl cis-trans isomerase activity
Source: RefSeq, a predicted model, not a curated record
UCUGGAAUCUAGUCCAGGCCUGGCAGAGAGGAGGCUGUCAGAAAGGUUCGUGGAAUGGACGAAGGAAAGUAAAAUGAGCAAUCAAAGAAAGGAAAAGGACCAGGAGACAGUGGCGUUGUGGAACCCAAGGAAAUAAAGUUCAAAUCAAGUCCAGAGAAGUAAAGUGACUAAUCUGGCUCGUACUAAGCACAGAGCCAGAACUGGAACCAUGGGCAUCUCCAUGGAAGGACAUUCCCCAAGAAGGGCCAGACGUGUGUGGUGCACUACACAGGAAUGCUUCAAAAUGGGAAGAAAUUCGAUUCAUCCAGAGACAGAAACAAACCUUUCAAGUUCAGAAUUGGCAAACAGGAAGUCAUCAAGGGUUUUGAAGAGGGCGCAGCCCAGAUGAGCUUGGGGCAGAGGGCGAAGCUGACCUGCACCCCUGAUGUGGCAUAUGGAGCCACGGGCCACCCCGGUGUCAUCCCUCCCAAUGCCACCCUCAUCUUUGACGUGGAGCUGCUCAACUUAGAGUGAAGGCAGGAAGGAACUGAAGGUGGCUGGAGAUGGCUGCUGCUCACCCUCCUAGCCUGCUCUGCCACUGGGACGGCUCCUCCUGCUUGGGGCUCUUGAUCAGUGCGCUAACCUCACUGCCCCAAGGCGUUAUCCAUUCUCUCAGCCCAAGUUGCUCUGUAUGUGUUCUGUCAUUGUUCACGCGCAUCUUUGCUUGAGGAAACUUCAGCUGCAGAUUGAAAUGUUUCAGGUUGUGCAUUUUGCGUGAUGCAUGUAGUAGCCAUUCCUGAUCACAGAACAGAUUUCUUGUUCGCACAAUUUACACUGCCUUACGUUUACUUAAGCCAGACACACAAGGUGCUCAGACAUGAAAUGUACACGGUGUACACAGAGGGACUUGAGCCAGUUGCCUUUGCUGUCACUUUCUUUCUCAGAAAUUCUGCUGACUUAAAUGAUGUCCUUUUUGGAA